AUGGAUCCUUCUUUGAGCAUUGCUUCAUUGCAAAUAGGGAUAACAAAGGGGACUAUUUCAGUCAAGGUACUCUCUCUUUGGAUAAGUAAUCCAAAGAGUUUGGAAAAGCAAUGUCGUAUGAUUCUUGCUGAUGCUGAGGGUUCAAGAAUGGAAGCUACCAUUCCACACCCAUAUUAUCUUAGGAGUUUCGUCAACGAGAUAUUCGAGGGGAAUUGGUAUCUACUAACCAAUUUCAUGGUUAUCGAAAACCCGGAACCUUUUCGCAAUACUACUAAUCCCAUGAUCAUCAAAUUUUCAUACAAAACAAAGAUGAAUCAGUUUGAUGAUGUUACAGACCCGUGUUUACUAGAGUUCAUGAAAUUCCCUGAGAUUUUAAAUCAUGAAAAUGAUUCAUCUGAUGUUCCAAUAGAUUUGUUUGGGAUGAUCCUUAAGGUUUCUAAAGUAAAAGGACUCCCAUAUGUGCCUAAAGAGGAUGAAGUUGCUUACAUGCCUAAGUAUCGCGAUAUUGUUUUGGUCGACAAUGAGGGUAAUCUCCUUAAGGCAACAACAAUGGGGGACUCUUGCUCUUCAUUCAGCGAGAUGUGGCUGAACUCUGGAUUUGAUAUUAAAAGGCGGUCUGAUGAGGUCUUUUGUGUCAUGAAGUUUUGGAGUAUUUCAGGAUUUGAAGGUGAUAGAUGCAUUAUCACAGGAGAAGGAUGUUCUAAGAUUCUCCUCAAUCCCAAGAUUGCUGAGCUCGAAGAAGACGAAGAAAUGUGCAGGGUUACAUAUCCUUACUACACAGAGCUGGUGGAUGAAAGUGAAGACGAGAUUGAAUGA
Molecule: messenger RNA, 816 nt
Organism: Capsella rubella
Lineage: Eukaryota; Viridiplantae; Streptophyta; Magnoliopsida; Brassicales; Brassicaceae
Exons: 6
Coding region: 1-816 (271 amino acids)
Source: RefSeq, a predicted model, not a curated record